GUCUUGGAAUUGCCAAUAUGUUCUAUGUGUUUUACGAGGAUGGUAUCAAAGUCAUCCAGCCAGUGGCAUGUGAGAUCCAGAGACACAUAAAGCCCAGCGAGAAACUACUGGGACUUCAGGUAAGACGCUUUACACAACAGAAACACUUCGAUUUCAUAUAGCAUUGUGCUAGGUGUUGGGUUACUGCUAGUAGAUUAGCUGUUCGCUAAUUAGCAUGAUUAGCUUGGGGACCAAUCACCCACAGUAUGAUUCCUUUUGGCUUUCUAACAGAAACACUUUUUCUUCAUGUAGCAUUGUGCUCGGUAUAGAAGUCUAUCUUAACAAAUUAGCUCUUGCUAGCUGUUAGCUAAACAGUGUUUGUAUAAUUCGCUUAGGACCGACCAACUUCAGAGGCUUUGAUAAUUAUCAACUCUUUGAUUGUAUUUGUUUAUUUGAUCUUGCUAACCUGCCACAUAAUAUUUCAUACAGUGGAAGUAGUUGCAUCUCAUAACAAAUAGGCAGGGGCGUACCGCAGUUUCUACACAUUUUGCUAUGGGGCAAAGAGAAACAUUUAUCCAGCAAUUCUACAUAUAUUGCCUUGGGGCAGAGAGAAAAAUUUGCAGUUUUAAAGCUAAUAUCCAGCAAUUCUAUAUGUAUUGCCAUGGGGCAGAGAGAAAAAUGUGCUGUUUUAUAGCUAAUCUCCUGCUAUUCUACACAUUUUGCAAUAAGGCUGAGGGGAGUGGGGGUCUCUAGGCCCCCCCACCUUUUUUUUAUUUAACCUUUAUUUAACUAGGCAAGUCAGUUAAGAACAAAUCCUAAUUUACAAUGAUGGCUUACACCGGCCAAACCCGGACAACACUGGGCCAAUUGUGCGCCGCCCUAUGGGACUCCCAAUCACGGCCAGUUGUGAUACAGCCUGGAAUCGAACCAGGGGGUCUGUAGUGACGCCUCAAGCACUGAGAUGCAGUGCCUUAGACCGCCGCGCCACUCGGGAGCCCACCUUGCGGAGGCUGCGGGGGUGUGUGGUAGGCCAGUGGGCUGUGGGGGUGUGUGGUACAAAUAGGGAGUUAAUUGUCUCUGCGUGUCGCUCUGCUCAUGUAUUUGAUUAACUGAAAGAUCAUGCACUUUUGCACUCCCAAAAGUCUCUCUCUCUCCAUCUCGUCAGGCUCCUUGUUGAAUUGCCAUUUGAAGUUGAAAUGGUUCUCACUCUCUGCUGCGCAAUCCCUUUUGAACCAGUGUAUUAUUCAAAGCAGGUCGCUGAUAGAUGCCUCUUACAUUUACACAUGUACUCAAAUGGGUGCUUUCCUCCUUUUCCCCUUUCAUCGAUUGGACAGCUGUUAUGUGCGAUGGCGUGCCAUGAAUGCACAACGAUCAGGCCCGGGCUCCUCGGAGAGAUGGUGUCUGUAUUAGAAUAUCAAUCACGGUGAACUCUAUGGCAGCAGCAAAUGCACUGUCUACAGGGAAUGUUGUGUGAGUACAUUAGCUCAGAGGCUUAAGUUCAGUCUGGAAAUGGCGCUCACGUCUUACGUUCUUCAUCCCCAGUGUAGAUGAGCAUUGAUUGAUCGUUCAUGGUAACGACCCAACAAUUAAUUUUCUUAACUAGCAUAUGAGCAUCUUACUGUGAUAAAGUGCCAGAUGAAGAGGGGAUGCAAUGCUGUUAGGAAUUCCUAGUACAAUGAGUAGGGAGGCGGGCAUAUUUCCAGAGGCAGGAAGCAAGGGGCGCUACAGAACAUGUUUUUUUAGGUUGGUUUGUGUUUGUUGUGUCCAAGGCUAAGGACUAGUCUUACUUGUACCACAAAAUCAAAUAUGAUCUACAAAGCACAAAUUGUCCUCAGGCAGCUUGUUCGCCUGCCAAGCUUCAAAUUAUGUUUUCUAUUCUUCUAAAGCUUUCCAUUCGAUCCAAGGACAAUGUUGGUGGAACUGACAAGUUCUUCUUCUGCUUAGCUGCCUAGAGUUUCACACAUGCUCAGUUGCGACAUACUGCAGUGUUGUCUACAGGAGGGUAGAGGUCUACAGGAGGGUAGAGGUCUCCAGAUGGAUUCUGAUUUGAUAGUGGCAGAAAUUAGAAAUCUGAUUAAAUCCCCGAGGUUUUAAUAGUUUUGCUCACAAACAUGUCCAUGAAAAUGGAUAUUCAUUUAUCUUGUUGACUGCCAAGUCUGUGAUUGAAAGUAAAUGGUCUAACAGUUACAUUUGUCAUCUGAUUACAUAAACAUGAGCACCCACGUGAACAUAAGCACUUGAACUAAGACCUACUGUAUGUGUAGUAUUGGCAUGGUAUAUUGGCAAAUCAACACGACACCAUCUUCGCCUCGUUCUGAAAGUCAUCCUCUCUGCCCAGUAGUACCCACACACAAACCAACGGCCACACACACAUACACACACACACACACACACACACACACACACACACACAAACUCCGCCAUUCAAACUCUCUGCUGGACAUCAAAUCUUGGGUUUAGCGAGGGGAUUGGGCCCGUGGCGGUGUGGCGAUGUGUGACACCUGUCAGAGAAACCCCCCUCUGUGACAGUAGGAUGCGACUGCGUGAGACAGAGUUCAUCCUUCUAACGCCAUGGCCCAAUUCGGGCCAUGAGGCCUCAAACAAAUCCUCCCACAGCCCAGAACAGAGAUCAGACGCUGGGGCUGAGCCGAGCUCACAGGCCACGGGAGGGGACAGGGAGGGGAUACAGGGACAGAGCAGGGGAUAGAAGAAGAGAGCCUGCACAGCUGAGUCCACACGUGCACAGCAUGCCAAUUUUAGCCAGGUUGAGGGGGGUGGAUAUAGGGACAGUGGUGGCUUGCACACAGGCGAUAGGGAGAUUGGAGAUGUUGGUUCUUGCAUAACAUACCAGAACACAGCAAACCGUGUGUGUGUGUAUUGCUGUUGUGACGAGAGGCUUGGACUUGGGGAUGGCUGAUAAAAUAAUUUACAUUUUAGUAAUUUAGCAGACGCUCUUAUCCAGCGCUUCAGGGGGACUCUGCUGUCCUAGCUUCAGGGGGACUCUGCUGUCCUAGCUUCAGGGGGAUGAAAGAAGAUAAAGAACUUGUUUUUUAAUGUGUGAUUUUUAUCAAUGUUGCAUGAUACAUGUACAGUAUUAACUGUUUGUGGGUGUGUGUGUUUGUUUGUUUUUUAUUUUCAGGCUGAGGUUUGCCCCAAGUCAGCGGGGGAGGCCGAGCAGAAGUGUGUGUGGUCAUCGGCGGUCAACGUGAAGGACACGUUUAUUUAUGUUACACAGCCAACCUUGGCCAGGGUGCUUGUGGUCGACAUCACAUCUCAGAAGGCUGUCCAGGUAAUUUCGGCCCCGAAAGUGUAAUAAUCAACAUCACCUUCCUCUUUGGACAGGUUCUGUUGUGGAGUGUUUUGCAGUAAACACAAUAACAACCAAAUACGGCAUCCAUAUUAGGAAGUCCCUUAGUUGUCAAACGAAACAACAAUUGGCUACAAAGCAAUGGCUGUAAUGUUGUCUUGUUAUAAAAAUGUGUUAUUGUGCCUUUUUCAUAUCUGCACCUAUUCUACUCACUCCAAUUUGUCAAUUUCCAUGGAAGCCUUGAGUCGAAAGGACCUUGAAUAUGUGUUUCACACUUUCAAUGCAAAUGUGUUUUUCUGUUGUUUUUUUUACCCAGGAACCAUUUAUAAAGCAAAUGUUGAACAAAUGAUGAAGUUGAUGUGUCAGAGAGGGUUACACUAUUCACAACAACUGACAAUAAUGUAGCACAAGCUCUAGCUAUUCAAGGGGAAGGACACAGCCUUUUUCACAAAGCUUCAGUUGAGUCAGAAUUCAUUUUGAUACAAAUGCACUGUCCUUCAUCCAGGAACUCAGUUACUUAAUGUGAUAAAGAUUUGAGUUUCAUUGUUUGAAUGUCCUUUCCUUAACCUGACCAAAAUAUGUGUCUUUUUUAAAAUUCUAAAACCAGUGAAAGCUGGUGCCAGUGCUCAAUUGACGUCCUUUUUAAAAGUAACUUUGUCCUUUUACAACUAGUAUAGUUGGUGUAGUGUAGGGUAAACCCACAUAAAGGCUGUUUAAACACCUAUUGUGGAAAAAUGCAUUGAAAAUAUAGGGAGUGUUACUUUAUUCACUUUAAACGGUGAUCAACGUUUACCCACCUAUUGUUUUACCUCUACGUCACUGCUGACCAUGAAGUCACAACAACAAAAAAUGUCAGCCUGACAUUGCAGUUUUGCCUGAUGGGAAUGGUUAUGAUGAACGAAAACGAUCCAAUGUUCUUACAGUAGGAGGGUGCCUUAAGCAGGUUGUCUAUGUUCCGUCUUAAAAAGGUGUGUGUCUCGGAGUAAAAGGACUCUGCAGGGGGACCAGAAGGUGCCCAAUUUCUGCUGCAGGAAGACUCCCCAGGGCCCACCGGUAGUCAGGUUGUUGUGCUGGUGACCACCACAGGCUUGUUAUUGGGUCACGUGGAGGUUUGGCUUCAUUACUUUAGAUGAGCUAACACUAAUUAGCCACCUGAUCCUCGCUCAGCUCUUCCAAGGAAAGAAAAAUGGCGGUGUCUCCAUUUGUUACUCACUUUCUCUAUUCACUUUGAAAAUGUAGUUGUACUUUAAAUUGACUGGCUAGGUGUAGCUUUAAAUUAACUUACUAGGUAUAGCUUUAAAUUGACUGGCUAGGUGUCUCUUUAAAUAGUGCGGUGAGAAAUGUCCUACAUAUCAUAGUUGGUACCACUGUAUUGUAUGCAUUAUACGUAAACUUUUAUAAAGUUGUAUUUAUUUCAAUAAAAAAUCACUGUACUGGAUUUAUUCUGUCUAAUUCAUAGCAUAGCCACUAUCACAGACAGAGAGUAGGUACAUGUGAUUAUGGAUUGAGUAACACUCCUCCAGAGGCAGGAGGGGAGGAGAACAACACCUGUUCCCUCUGACCAUACCCUCAGAGAUUAGCUAGGACUCAACACGUCUCUCUCAUAUCUCCUCGUAUGAUAAAUCCCCUCACGACGUGUUUACUCUCACUGUAAUACCAUACGCUUUACCAUGAAGCAGCCAGUUAAAAUGCUCCAUUAGGAUUUUACAGUAGACAAAACAUGACAUUACGGGAAGGACAAAAAUACUACUUCACCAUUUAGCUAGUUUUUUGUGUCUGCUCAAAUUUCCUAGAAAGAAUGACCAUUAAUGCUUUUUGCACCAAACUAGCAUUGUUGUUUUUCUCUCUAUUCUCAUCGUGUGUUGGCUAAUGUCAAUCUGCACCUGAGUGGACAUAAUGCACGAGAGCCACUCGGCUGCCACAGACAUGUCUCAUCCGUCGGAACCGACUGGAACACAUCAUAGGCAGGUGUCAAGGAAUGGACACGGAUUGAAAGCGAUUUCUUUGUUGUUGUAGAGCAAUUGCCACUGUUACUGCUCAAUUUGAAAUGCUGCUCCACCUCCAAACACCUCAUACAUAAAAAAGGCGAGCCUCCCCUCUGUCUUGUUAAAAAUAAAAACUUGAUUCUUCCUGUCAAAUCCAAUGCAUUAGCAAGCGAGGAAAGUUUUGAUAUGCGCUGUACUGACUGUCAAAGUGUAUAUCUGUUCAAAAACAGUGUUGAAUUGUCCUGAGUUGCUCUUAAGUGCAGUCAUGGCUUCAAAUAGUUGCACUUGUGUCAAGCUGUGCCUGAUUGAGCUCUCCUGGCAUGAUGAAACCAAUGCAAAAGUCCCAAAAGUCCACCUGGCACUCCAGAAAGGCAAAAGCGUGAUGAGACUAGUUAAGUGCAGUGCUAUCUAUAUGAGGUUUGUUCUUGUGUGUGCUUUCAGACGGUGAGCACUGACCCCUACCCAGUGAAGCUGCACUAUGACAAAUCCCACGACCAGGUGUGGGUCCUCAGCUGGGGAGACAUGGAGAGGAACUUCCCCACUCUGCAGGUAACUGUUUGAUAUUACAAUACAUAGAGGAGUGUCAUGUGUUGGUUUUGAUACCUUCUUGAUGCUAAAGUGGGCCUAUAUAUGUCAAAUACUAUAAUGUUUAGUGUAACUCACUGUUUAUUGACAAUACAUCUAUUUGUUGUGAGAAGGCGUAAAAACAUUGUGAUGUGACAUUUUCAGAACACUUACAAUUGAUGUGCCUUCUUAUAAUUACUAUUCUUCCAAUGGGACACAUUCUCAACUGUCAAUCCAAGUUUUGUCAACAGCCCUUUCCCAGAUAGCACAGUUCUAGGUGGCAUUUUCUGUUUGCAGCUCAAUACAAGUUAUUAGCCUGCACUGCUGCUGGGUUGUUAGGAGGUGCCAGUCUCUCUAGUGCAUUGUGGCAUAAUUAAGACACACACAUACACAGGGCUUCUCCUCCCAGUGUGAGUUUGUGUCAGAGGAGAUACAGGAGGCAAACACAGUGAAUAAUUCAUGGAGCUCAUGUUAAAUAUCUCCCCCAUCUUCUCCUCCUUUCCCCUCCCUCACCUGUCUCCUGGUGUGGUGCUAGGUGAUCAAUCAGGCCAGCGGGAGUGUGUCCCACCAUACAGUCCACACCCAGCCGGUCGGCAGACGCUUUGAUAGGGUGGAUGAUUUCUUCAUUCCCGCUGCUAGCCUCAUCAUUAAUCACAUCAGGUAUGUCAGUGUCGGUGCGUGUGUGAGUGAGAGAGAGUCAGUGUGUGUUUGUGUGUGUGUUUGUGGGUGUGUGUGCGAGAGAGUUGGUGUUUGAGAGUGAAUCUAAAGACAGUCGUUUAACUCCCGAGCAUCACCACCUCCCGCCUCGGACCAGCGCCCCACUGCCUUCAGAAAAGUGGGGUUUGGCGCGUUCACUGAACCACCACUUGUCAGCAACAAAGCGUCUAAAUAUGCGGAGCAGAUCGAUUUGGACCAUACGCUUUUGCCGGACACUCACCGAGACUCAGUCACAAGCUGCUGACCCACCGAAGCUUAACUUGAUACAGAAGGCUGGCGCUUUACCAAGUUGGAGUGGUGGAGGGAACCAAGUGCCACUCCGGGAUUUCAGGAUGUUAACAGUCUCCCGGAGAGUUACGUUCGCUAGCCCUAGUUGUAAUUAGGUCCACCAAGAUCUGCCUGAAAGGGUUGCUAAAAAACACGGCAGUAAUGAGAAUGUAUGUUCAGAAAGCCAAACAUCAUAGUCUCUCAGAUGAAAAUAAACAAAAAUACAUGUUUUAUUAACCCUAAUUUUGACCCCAGCUGUAUAUUUUUGAUGUAUUUCAGAGGUGGUUUAUUACAGUACGUGGCCUAAUAUCUGUGCACUUCCAGAUAAGGGUAAUUCCACCAUCACAGAGUGAUGCUGAGACUCAGAUUUUUCACUUUCAAAUGUAUGUCAAACAAAAACCAAUGAUUGCAAAGUAAACCAUACUUGAAGAACAGUGCAGAUGCAAAGUUUGAUAACAGAAUGAUGGUUUGUGCUGUUGGUGCCAUCAUUCUGUUACCAAACUUUGCAUCUGCACUGUUCUUAAAAUAAAUGUGUAUUUGUAAAAUGUUCAGUGGAAAUUGUUAAAAGUUGUCCUUAUGCAUAGAGUUGAUUUGUUUAACUUUGCAGUCAUUAGUUUUUGUUUGGCAUACAUUUUAAAGUGAUACCUCAGUCUCAGCAUCACUCUCUUACGGUGGAAUUGCCCAUAACAUAUUUAGGUUUGGAUACAUCCCUAUGGCCUAACUAUGUUGAUCCUUUUCCGCCCCAGUAUUAGCUAGUUAUUGCUUAUACAUGACGCCAUGCUAACAAGAAAUAAUGACCAUCUCUAGUAGUAGCUAGAAUCUAGCUAGAUUAAGAUGCCUAUUUUUUUUAUGUGAAAGCUCUGGUCUCUCCACAAGCCAUUACUGCAAAGGUUUCACUUAGUGGACUCCCUUGAGCUCUCCUUUUACUUAUAAUUCAGCAUUAACUAGGGUUGGGCUGCAUACCUUAUAUACCGUAUAUCGGGGUAUUUGGAAAUAUCCACGGGAUGGUUUUUCAAUACCGUUGAAACUAUUUAUUAUACGUUUUUUUUAAAAUAAAUGUCAAUAUUUUUUGCUACUUUUUAAGUAAAUACCAGCAGUCAACUUGUGCAAUACGUUAGGAGAUUAAGCAGAUCGCGCUCUUCAUUUCACAUGCCACAUAAUUUUUCAUUAUGAAGCUUGCCGGUAUUCCCCAGUCACAUGUUGUUUGUUUACAAGCACACAACGACAAGAGACCGGAGCCUUGUGAGUCACUCACUGUUGUGCAGCACACACCAAGUGAUCUAGCUAGUAACAGUAUGGAAUUCACAACUGGCACACGUUAGUGAAUGCUAACCUCCCCUGUUAUUGUAAUGGUGAGAGGCUAGCAUGUCUUGGGGGUAUGAUAUCUGUGCGUCUCACUCAUCAUUAUCCACGAUUAAUUCAGGACAAUCCAUAAUGUUGGUAGCAUCCACAUGAAUGCAGAAGUGUUUAGAAACAUAUUCUAUUCUUAUUUACAAUAAAAUUACUCCAAAAUGACACACUACAUUAUUUACUAACAGCAAAUGCAUCCAACACAUUUAUAGAGUCACAAGUUUGAUGAAAUCAUUGUGUGCUAGAAAUAUGGGACCAAAUACUAAACUUUUGACUACUUUCAUACACAUAUAAGUGAAUUUGUCCCAAUACUUUUGGUCCCCUAAAAUGCUGUAAUUUCUAAACGGUUCACCAGAUAUGGAUGACAAUUAACGCUGACAGUCUGCACUUUAACCUCAUAGUCACUGUAUAGUUUCAAGCCAAUACAACAAAAAAUGUGUCACUGUCCCAAUACUUUUGGAGCUCACUGUACACUACCAGUCAAAAGUUUGGACACACCUACUAAUUAAAGGGUAUUUAUUUUUAAUUUAUUUUUACAAUUGUUUACAUUGUAGAAUUAUAGUGAAGACAUCAAAACUAUGAAAUAACACAUAUGGAAUCAUGUAGUAACCAAAAAAGUGUCAAACAAAUCUAAAUAUCUGUUAUAUUUGAGAUUCUUCAAAUAGACACCUUUUGCCUUUACGACCGCUUUGCACACUCUUGGCAUUCUAUCAACCAGCUUCAUGAGGUAGUCACCUGGAAUGCAUUUCAAUUAACAGGUGUGCCUUGUUAAAAGUUAAUUUGUGGAAUUUCUUUCCUUAUUAAUGCGUUUGAGCAAUCAGUUGUGUUGUGACAAGGUAGGGGUGGUAUACAGAAGAUAGCCCUAUUUGGUAAAAGACCAAGUCCAUAUUAUGGCAAGAACAGCUCAAAUAAGCAAAGAGAAGGUCAGUCAAUACGGAAAAUAUCAAGAACUUUGAAAGUUUCUUGAAGUGCAGUCACAAAACCAUCAAGCUGUAUGAUGAAACUGGCUCUCACGAGGACCGCCACAGGAAUGGAAGACCCAGAGUUACCUCUGCUGCAGAGGAUAAGUUCAUUUAGAGUUACCAGCCUCAGAAAUUGCAACCCAAAUAAAUUCUUCACAGAGUUCAAGUAACAAACACAUCUCAACAUCAACUGUUCAGAGGGGACUGUGUGAAUCAGGCCUUCAUGGUCGAAUUGCUGCAAAGAAACCACUACUAAAGGACACCAAUAAUAAGAAGAGACUUGCUUGGGCCAAGAAACACGAGCAAUGGACAUUAGACCGGUGGAGAUUUGUCCUUUGGUCUGGAGUCCAAAUGUGAGAAUUUUGGUUCCAACCACCGUGUCUUUGUGAGACGCGGUGUGGGUGAACGGAAGAUCUCUGCAUGUGUAGUUCCCACCGUAAAGCACAGAGGAGGAGGUGUUAUGGUGUGGGGUGUUUUGCUGGUGACACUGUCUGUGAUUUAUUUAGAAUUCAAGGCACACUUAACCAACAUGGCUACCACAGCAUUCUGUAGCGAUACGCCAUCCCAACUGGUUUUGGGCUUAGUGGGACUAUCAUUUGUUUUUCAACAGGACAAUGACCCAACACACCUCCAGGCUAUGUAAGGGCUAUUUUAUCAAGAACGAGAGUGAUGGAGUGCUGCAUCAGAUGACCUGGCCUCCACAAUCCCCCGACCUCAACCCAAUUGAGAUGGUUUGGGAUGAGUCGGACGGCAGAGUGAAGGAAAAGCAGCCAACAAGUGCUCAGCAUAUGUGGGAACUCCUUCAAGACUGUUGGAAAAGCAUUCCAGGUGAAGCUGUUUGAGAGAAUGCCAAGAGUGUGCAAAGCUGUCAUCAAGGCAAAGGGUGGCUAUUUGAAGAAUCUCACAUAUAAAAUAUAUUUUGAUUUGUUUAACACUUUUUUGGUUACUACAUGAUUCCAUAUGUGUUAUUUCAUAGUUUUGAUGUCUUCACUAUUAUUCUACAAUGUAAAAAAGAAAAACCCUUGAAUGAGUAGGUGUGUCCAAACUUUUGACUGGUACUGUAUACACACACUCACUCAAAUACACUACACUGACACUCUCACACCAAACUUACACACAUUCACAUAUGCACACACACACAUUGCCCUAUAUGCACUAGAUUGAACUUCCCAGGUGUGAUAGGUAGGCGGACUCCCACCCUUUAGGUCGAAUGGAAAGCACAAACCCCGCCCACUCUGGACAGAUCAAACUCAAUCAAGCACACCUACUGAUAGCUUUUCAUGCUAAGUAACUCCCUUAGCCUCAGCCAAGAUCGAUCCAUUGUGGGUGUUCCCAACAACUCCCCCAAACCAAUAUGCAGUCAGUGCACCUCACAGCACAAAACAGGAGUCCAGGGCAUUAAACAUCACAAUAUACAAAGGCUUUGAAGGCUGUUAGAUUUGCCAGGCAAAACCAUCCGGGGGCAUUGGGGAGCUGCGAAUCAAUGCCAAGGAUAUGUUGUUGUGCAUAAGGCCUUUUUAAAUACCCUAUCCCUUGGAACCUUCUGAUAACGCGGCUUACAAGAGCCCUUGAUUGUGAUCUUAGGGCGCAUAGAGUCUCUAGUCAAUGUUUUUGCCGACUAUUAUUGAGGUCUUGGACUUCAAUUCCGGUCCAAUCUUUUGUGCUGUUAUGUCUAUUUCGCUUGGUGGUGAGCCGACAGGGCUGAACGUUUUGUUGGCUGUAUUGUAUGUCAUGUUUUUACAUUUCUGUCUGUGAAUGGACAAUGGCCAGUAAGAGUCUGUCGGUAGACCUUGCAGUGUUCAUGUGGAUGAUUUAAUAUACAUGAAUUAAAAUGUAUUUUUUAUUUUCAUAUUGGAAGAUGGUUAGACAAGGACAUUAAUAACCCAUACAUAACACAUUCAUAACCCAUACAUGAUACAUUCAUAACCCAUACAUAACCCAUUCAUAGCAGUGCAUAAUAUUAUUUUUUUACAUGCUUAUGUCAACCAUAGCAAGCUGAUGUAUUCAUUAUGUCACAGUACUGCAAUGAUACGUUUGUGGUGGUAGACAUGAGCAUUUCAUCAAUGUUUAUGUUGCAUAUGUGUUAUAUUGAGUUGAUUUACUGUCCAUUAUAAACAUAGGGGUACAGUGGGAGGUCCUUUCAUAUUCUACAGUUCUCUAAUAUUUAUUAACAUCCAGGUAUUCCCACAAUAAACCCUGCAGGGCAUAACAAACGACUUUCUUUAGGAGCUCACAUUCAUUAAAAUAAUUGACUAAACUUCACACCAUUCUGCUAGUAAGCAAACUCUUUAAUGUGAUGUUCUUCCUUAGCAGGUAUACAUCUUGCACUGCCUUGUUUUUUGUCAAUUUGCUAUUAAUUGUACAGUAAGCCUAAUGGAAAUAGCAACAAGAUUAGUUGGCAUGUAAUUUGGGCGGAGUGGUGGGUUCAACAAAUAAAUAUGAAACCUUUUUUUUGGUUGUCUCGCCUAUUAGCGACAACUUUAUUUUCCUCUGUUUAUGAAUGGAGUUCCAGUGAACCAAAAAGCAAACUAUUUUGAAGUAUGCAAGCAAAAGUCCAACAAAGUAUACAGCUCAUAACUCAACACACAAUAGUUACUUUUCACAUCAUUUCACAGUAUUUGGAAAAAUAUGCAUAGUGUACCCAUAAUGGGAGGCAAGCUAAAAACAAAACAACAAAAGUCAACUGCAAAUUUGUAUUUUGCUCAAUGUGUUGAUACAUGAUAUUGGUUUACAAGCAAAGCCAGCCCAUUUUUCUUGAUCACUUUUUCAAAAAAACUUCAGGAUUAGUCAUUUUUAGACAAAAUAAAGCUGAAGGCAAAAUUGUCAUAUUGACCUUCAUAUAUCAAGCACUCUGUUUUAUACUACUGUAGAUGUGCUAAAUUCACUGAUCUGUCCUAUUGUACACAUUUGUAGAGUAGGGACAUUUAUCAUAGGGACUAGGGAUGUCCCACAAUGUACACCUACUAAUGAUACGUUCUCAUAGCACUUCAUUGUAUUCAUAGUUGCUUGCACUGACACAGUACUCUACCAGGAUUCAACCAACAACAUAAUUUUAUUUUCCUUUCUCCUCUUUCUCCCAUAGAUCAAAUUAUAGUUUUUGUUUUAAUGUGUUAUCUUUGAAUUCAUUUCGCUUCCUGUGGGUGUGCUUUUUUUUAUUCGACAGUGCUCUUGUUGGGAUAAAAAGCUCCAUGGGAAGAAUUCCUGGGGAUUUUGUGUUGGAAGUUGGAACAUUCUAGAAUCUCCCAAAGUCAAUUUUUAAAGGGUAUUUAUUUAUCAAAAGAUAAAGUAAAUGGCAAUGGACCAUGCAGUCCCUCCUAUCUCAUUAUAACCCAAUGCAGCACCUAGUUCACGUCAACCAUCAGUCCCUUUGAUGACAAAGUCCCCAGCCCUAGCUUCCCAAAUGGACUAUACAAUCUCUGGAUCAAUGCUUUUCUUCACAGUGCUGAAAAUAUGCUCCAUCACUCUCUAACAGCGAAUUUCUGUCCACAUGAAGAGACAGCGGGGGCGUUUAAAAUUGCAUAAAAGAAGAUGGAUGAUACCAAGAUUGAAGUGCAUGUCAGAAUUAAUCAGACAGCAUUCAGAUUUAAUUGAGCCUUGUCGGCCCCGCACAUUCUCCCUCCAGACUUUAAAGAGACAAUUCUAAUGUGUCAUUAUCACUCCUCUCUGGAUUUGUUAUGUAUAAUAUAGUAUUUUUAAUGAUUAAUAUGCCCAUUGAAAUCUACUACUGUAAAGCAUAGGGCAGACAAUUUCAACUCAGCAUGCACAGAUUGCUCAUCUGAGUCGAUAAGAAAAUGGCCACUGAAAUGUCUAGACCGUAUCCACCGCGCUCUUCUCAAACCAAUCUAAAGGUAUUUUCUUUGAGGAACUGAGAUAUUGUAGCUAAAAGAUUCACACACCCCUCUGUCAAAUCUAUUUAGUCCAUUCAGAGUAUAAUAAUAGGAGAGGUGGUGCAAAUGGAAGGUCCUGUCACUGUUAAGAUAUUCAUCACAAAAUGUGCACCUAUUCAAUAUUCAAAUGUGCACCUAUUCAAUAGACCUAGUACUUCUCUCGACAAUCUUAAAUGUAAUUCUACCCUCCACAAUUGUAAAUAUAACUGUAGUCUUGGUGAAGGUUUGCAUUAUUUCUAAUCUAGCACCACUAUGCAGUGUGAAUCAGGAUGCAUGUGCAAAUUGAUUCAAGGCUGUAGGUGUAAUGUGCACCAUUACUUAAUUAAUUAAUUAAUUAAUAAGCAUAAAAUAACUUUUACAAUUUUUUGGUGUCGACCCUCUACAGUGCAUAUAAUUGUUUUGUGUGCCACAAAAACUUGUGAACAAGUUUACUAACAUUCAAAAUGUCUUCUCUCUGUCUAGAUUUGGAAUCGUCCUCCACAGAAAUGAACCGGCACUCCACAAGAUCGACCUGGAGACCACGUCGUCAGUGAAGAACAUCAGCCUGCGCGAGUACAACUGUAUCCCCAAGUCUCUGGCUUACUCCCACCUGGGCGGCUACUACUUCGUCAACUGCAGGCCCGAUUCCACAGACGCCACUCAGCCCCAACUCAUCGUGGACAGUGUGACGGACUCCGUGAUUGGACCCAACAGGGACGUCACUGGCACCCCGUAUGUGUCCCCAGACGGUCACUACCUGGUCACGGUGGACGACCACGAUGGCCUGAUGAGGAUCCAGCAGAUCACGGUGCGUGGGGAGAUUGGGGAGCCUUUCGACAUCCACACCAACCUCCACCUGUCUGACGUGGCCUUCCAGCCAUCGUUCACCGAGGUCCACCAGUACAACGUCUUCGGUAGUUCGGGACACCAAACGGACUCUCUCUACGUCGAGCUGAGCACAGGCAAUGUGAAGAUGAUCAAGAGCCUGAAGGAGGCCACCAAGACUUCCGAUUGGCCGUGGAGUAGUAGGAACCGUGUGAUGACCGGCAGUGGAAUUUUCGGACAGUACCUCAUGACCCCGUCCAGUGAGUCUAUCUUCAUCCUGGAUGGUCGUCUCAACAAGCUCAACUGCGAGAUCACCGAUGUCGUCAAAGGCAAUGUAGUGGCGUGGGUUGGCGAGUCG
Molecule: messenger RNA, 14180 nt
Organism: Coregonus sp. 'balchen'
Lineage: Eukaryota; Metazoa; Chordata; Actinopteri; Salmoniformes; Salmonidae
Source: the annotation of a GenBank genome assembly